GUUAGCCGCGAGCUGCAGCAGAUUGUCGCUGCUGCUGCUGCAGCUGCAGCUGCUGCUGCUGCUGCUGCACACGGGAGCGUGAACCGAGCCGAUACGUGGAGGCACCGAGGGCCCGUGUGGCUCCCGGACACUCGGCUGAUGACCUGUAGCCACAGUGGGGACGUGUUGUAGUCGAACGGUUUCUGUGACAAAAGGCAUGUUUGGUGCUAGAAAGAAAUUUGUCGAGUUCGUCGAGGUGGUCGAUAAUGACUUCUCCGAUGAAAGCAUGUACUACAAUCAGCCGUCGAUGUUCCCACAUCGGUCGGACAAAGAUAUACUCUCCUCUCCCUCGCCAUCGUCGUCGGGUCAACUGUCGCAGUUUGGUGCAAGUUUGUAUGGUCCACAAAGUGCACUGGGCUUUUCAGUCAGGGGCAUGGGGAACAGUACACCUCAGCUAAACCGAAAUCUAACGCAAGGCACACAGCUACCAAGUCAUAUCACUCCCACAACGGGAGUCCCCACCAUGUCCCUCCAUACUCCUCCGUCACCAAGCAGGGGGACGUUGCCGAUGAACUCAAGGAACAUGCUGAACCACUCUCAGGUCAGUCAAGCCAUUGGGAUUAGCGGCAGGACCAACAGUAUGGGCAGCUCGGGGCUGGGCAGCCCCAACCGCAGCUCGCCCAGUAUCAUCUGUAUGCCCAAACAGCAACCAGCACGUCAGCCCUUCACCAUAAACAGCAUGUCAGGUUUUGGUAUGAACCGCAAUCAGGCUUUUGGGAUGAACAACUCGCUUUCAAGCAACAUCUUCAAUGGCACAGAUGGGAGUGAAAAUGUAACGGGCCUGGAUCUGUCAGACUUUCCUGCGUUAGCAGACAGGAGUCGGAGAGAAGGGACCGGAAACCCAACACCGGUGCUCAACCCACUGGCUGGCAGGGCUCCUUAUGUUGGCAUGGUGACAAAGCCAUCGACAGAACAGACGCAGGACUUCUCCAUCCACAACGAGGACUUCCCCGCACUGCCUGGCCCGAACUAUAAGGACCCCUCGUUGAACAACGACGACAGCAAAACUGUAAGUAACUUGAACUCCACGAGCAAGAGCACAGCCAAUGCAGACGGGCCCAAGUUCCCCGGGGACAAGACGGCCUCAGCACAGAACAACAACCAGAAGAAAGGAAUCCAGGUGUUGCCCGAUGGUCGGGUGACGAACAUUCCCUCAGGGAUGGUGACAGACCAAUUCGGCAUGAUUGGCCUGCUGACGUUUAUCCGGGCGGCAGAGACGGAUCCCGGGAUGGUCCAUCUGGCGCUGGGCAGCGACCUCACGACACUGGGACUCAACUUGAACUCACCAGAAAACUUGUACCCCAAGUUCGCCUCUCCUUGGGCCUCAGCACCUUGUCGACCUCAAGACAUCGACUUCCACGUUCCCUCUGAGUACUUAACCAACAUCCACAUAAGGGACAAGUUGGCUGCAAUCAAACUGGCUCGAUACGGUGAAGACCUGUUGUUCUACCUGUACUACAUGAACGGUGGAGACCUGCUCCAGCUACUGGCAGCAGUGGAGCUCUUUAACCGUGACUGGCGGUACCACAAAGAGGAGCGGGUUUGGAUAACGAGAGCGCCGGGCAUGGAGCCCACACUGAAGACCAACACCUACGAGAGGGGCACCUACUACUUUUUCGAUUGUCUUAACUGGAGGAAAGUAGCCAAGGAGUUUCAUCUGGAGUAUGACAAGCUGGAGGAGAGGCCCCACGUGCCAACGACGUUCAACUACAACCCAGCCCAGCAGGCCUUCUAAGGCCCGACCGGUCCAAAAGGCCGCAGCUGUUUCCUGCACACAAACGCUCUAGUGCGGGAGGGAGCGCUGCGGUUCACGCGGCUCGGUUUUUAUUCCUCGAGGAUUUGGCUAUUUGACUGUGGGGGUCAUCGCCACCAUCAAAACUGCCCUGCCUUUCCAAAAUUACAUGCUGCCCAAAACACCAACACUUGUUCUGUUUUUAUUCUUUAUGUUCCUCCUGUUGUUGUUUUUUUUCUUUUGUCUUGUUUUGAGCAGGGUCUGUGUUAUGUUUACGUCUCUGAAUCUGAAGCCUGUUUUCCUCCCAGAAAGGAGGAGGACUUGACCUUGUGGCGCAGGACAGUGACAGAACAAGGGUUUACGCCUCAUAUUGACAACAAAGUGUUAAGAACAGAGGAAGAAAAAAAAAAAAAAGCAAAGUUAACUUCGUCAGACUCAAGUGAAAGGGUGAAAGAAAUGCAAUGUUUAUUGUUGCACUAUAUUUAGUAAUAAAAGAACACAAAAUUUGUUUGUGCUUUUUUAUGUGAACACUCCCUGAUAAUAUCUUUUAUUCCCCCUCUCCAUUUUUUUUUUGUUUCGGGUCAGGGGAGGGUUCAUGCAACUUUUCCACGUGCAUCACUUUUCAUCUCACUUUUUGUUUUGUUUUUUCUUCUUUUUUUCCCCUCUGUAUUUCCAACCCUGAACCAUUUUCUGUCUCACACUCUUUGUCAGUCUCUCUGUGAGUUCUGUGCCAGUUGAACUUGGACACAAAUCUGGGAGACGACUUCUGGUGUCUGCAAACGUGGACAGAAAAACCUUGCAGAGGCUCAAACGGCCACACAACGUUGCUCCGGAGCAAAACAAAACACUUUCCAUCUUUGUUACAAUUUUGUAAGAAAUGUGUACAUUUUUUGUUUCUUUGCAUCACAUAAUUUAGUAUAUGUAUGUACGAAUGUGUAUAUAUAAUUGCUAUAUAUAUAUAUAUGUAUGUAUAUAUAUAUAUAUAUAUAUAUGACAUCUAUUUUGGAAAGAAAUUUUGCCCUGCCUUGUACCUCGUUUUUAUGAGGGGAGCAUGGAUGCAAUAUGUGGACGCAACAGGACAUUUCUGGAUCUGCUGGACAGGGUGUCACAUGGCACUGUGGGCACUUACAAACAAAAAAUAAUGCGAAAUUAAAAUGUCGUUCAAGGAAAGGCCUGAUUCUCAACCCAAAAAAACCACAAAAUAAUAAGAGUAAACAUGGUGAUCAUCCCCCCCCCCCCCCCUGAGUUUCGAGUCCAAAGCAAAAAGAAGGGAUGUAUUUCGAUAAAGCUGUUUGAACAGCGGUGAGCAGCAUUUCUUAGGAAACGGAAAACCGAGACAAUUUGUGGAGAAAAAAAAAAAAUUCUGACCAAUCUUGUAUUUUCUGAAGUGAAAAGCUUCUUUUCUUUGUAUUAAAGCAGAAAAGGCUUUCCUGAA
Messenger RNA from Scophthalmus maximus (turbot), 3206 nucleotides. It is a transcript of the gene cnot2, whose product is annotated as CCR4-NOT transcription complex, subunit 2. The transcript is spliced from 15 exons. Gene Ontology annotation, biological process: nuclear-transcribed mRNA poly(A) tail shortening; regulation of stem cell population maintenance; regulation of DNA-templated transcription. Gene Ontology annotation, cellular component: P-body; CCR4-NOT core complex. The coding region runs from base 197 to 1774 and encodes 525 amino acids. The record is from RefSeq and is a predicted model, not a curated record. NCBI's taxonomy places the organism in Eukaryota, Metazoa, Chordata, Actinopteri, Pleuronectiformes, Scophthalmidae.